AAGGCAGAGGAAAGUAGGGGCAAGCGGUGAGAUUCCACAGCCGAGCCACCACCUCCCGCUCAGGCCGAAUGAAGAUGCACAAUUUGGAUUGGAGGGGAAGGGUCAGGAGCUGCUGACCUUUGGGCUCAGGCCCAGGCCGCCGGCCACAGUAGCUCUUGGACCAGUCGGCGCCGGAGGUGUAUCAGCGCUCGUCCCGCCCGCUCCAGCCAUGGGUGCGGGGUCCUGGGCGCUGACCCUCUUUGGCUUCUCCGCGUUUCGGGUCCCGGGCCAGCCGCGGUCCACCUGGCUCAGCGUCGCCGCGCUGGGACUGGCCGCGGUGGCCCUGGGGACCGUGGUCUGGCGUCGUGCGCGUCCCCGGCGACGCCGGCGGCUACAGCAAGUGGGAACGGUGGCACAGCUCUGGAUCUACCCGAUCAAGUCCUGCAAGGGGGUGUCGGUGAGCGAGGCAGAGUGCACUGCCAUGGGGCUGCGCUACGGCCACCUGCGCGACAGGUUUUGGCUCGUGAUCAAUGAAGAGGGGAACAUGGUCACUGCCCGGCAGGAGCCUCGAUUGGUCCUGAUUUCUCUGACCUGUGAGGACGACACCUUGACUCUCAGUGCAGCUUACACAAAGGACCUGCUGCUGCCUAUCACCCCGCCCACCACAAACCCACUCCUCCAGUGCAGAGUGCAUGGCCUGGAGAUACAGGGCAGGGAUUGUGGAGAGGAUGCGGCUCAGUGGGUCAGCAGCUUCUUGAAGAUGCAGUCCUGUCGCCUGGUGCACUUCGAGCCACACAUGCGCCCCAGAAGUUCUCGGCAAAUGAGGGCUGUGUUCCGGACCAAGGACCAGGUGGCCUACUCAGAUGCAAGUCCAUUCUUGGUCCUCUCUGAGGCAUCCUUGGAAGAUCUCAACUCCAGGUUGGAGCGCAGAGUGAAAGUGACAAACUUCAGGCCUAACAUUGUCAUCUCGGGAUGUGGCGUUUAUGCUGAGGAUUCUUGGAACGAGGUUCUCAUUGGAGAUGUGGAACUGAAACGGGUGAUGCCUUGUACCCGGUGCCUUUUAACAACAGUGGAUCCAGACACUGGCAUCUCGGACAGGAAGGAGCCUCUGGAAACACUGAAGAGCUACCGCCUGUGUGACCCUUCGGAGCAAGCGCUGUAUGGAAAGUUACCCAUCUUUGGACAAUACUUUGCUCUGGAAAAUCCAGGGACAGUCAGAGUGGGAGACCCUGUGUACCUCCUGGGCCAGUGAUGGGAACUGUUCGUUCUGGAAGAACAGAUGUCUCUUAAAAGACCUUUACAAACAGACAUCGCUUGAAACAGUUCUUUAGCCUGUUCUUUGGAUCCGCCAGUUCCAAGUUUCUCUUCUUUCAGAUUUCCGUCUGUUUCAAUGUUUCCUGGGGCCAGCCCACAAAGCAGGAAAAUACUGCUUUGCGAACUUAGCAGGUCCCUGUUAAGUUUCUUGUAGCAUGAAGGGAUUAUCAUAUUGCCCUGUUUAUAAAUACGGAGUAAUCCUUCUACGUCGGAAUUCACUUGCCAAGACAUCAUCUCCCUAGCCUUCUUUUGGGAAAGAGAAGAAAAAAGGAGGAAGACUGUGUAAGCCAGAAGAAUGUUCCAGAAUGUUCUGCUGCCCUUGGACAUGGUGCAUACAAUGGGAAUUAAAUGCUCUCCCAAGUAAAGUUGGAA
Messenger RNA from Mus caroli (Ryukyu mouse), 1665 nucleotides. It is a transcript of the gene Mtarc1, whose product is annotated as mitochondrial amidoxime-reducing component 1. Gene Ontology annotation, cellular component: mitochondrial inner membrane. The record is from RefSeq and is a predicted model, not a curated record. NCBI's taxonomy places the organism in Eukaryota, Metazoa, Chordata, Mammalia, Rodentia, Muridae. Gene Ontology annotation, biological process: nitrate metabolic process. Gene Ontology annotation, molecular function: molybdenum ion binding; molybdopterin cofactor binding; nitrate reductase activity.